Durusdinium trenchii is the source of this 2355-nucleotide messenger RNA. The record is from the annotation of a GenBank genome assembly. Lineage: Eukaryota; Dinophyceae; Suessiales; Symbiodiniaceae.
CCACUCUCCAGCUUAACGGCCCGGCCGUGUCCAACGCUCGCGAUGCAAGUGGUCUCCAGUAUUGCUGCUCAGCGCUUCUUCGUGGAUUUGCCCGGCAUUUGUGCGCUGCGAGAGACGUCGCAGGCGAACCUGGUCGCAUGGAAUACAGUCGCACUGAGCUGCUUGGUGAAGAGGAGAAGCCAAAGGUGGAACUUCUGUGAGAUAUUCAGCUUCAUGUCCACUAGGGAAUUACACAUGUAUUUGGCGAGUUGUGAACAUUCCGUGACCAGCAUGGACAAAAAAUGAUGAUUCUUGUUGACGCAAUCAACGGCCGCGAUGUCAAGACUGUCACUUGAAGUUGGGUUGAGGUAUUCAUCAACGAGCUUGCGGCAGACAUUGCCUUUGCAAGUGGAGGUGCUCAAUGGACAGAUGAAAAGGGUCAGACGGAACGAGUGCGAGUCUAUCGCUUUCCUCCUUCCGGCUGGGAGUUGGGUUGGAGCUCCAAGCACAAAGCUCCUUGCUACUGGAAGCAAGGCUCACAUGAAGUCUCCAGAACUUAUCCUGGAAAGAAGAGAGUUGGUCCGUCGACCGAGAAGACCUUUCUCUUCCGACCGGGGCCUGCAGAGUCGAUGGGGAUGUGCCUCACAGAAGACGGCUUCAUCACUGAAGUCCUUCCGGAGAGUCAGGAUCCAUGGGUGGUUUCCGAUGGGAGCGAGCACGAAAGCAACAGCGCAUGGAAUUUGAUCAAAAGGCAUCGGCUUGGGCAGCAACCCUUUGAAGUGACGGUCAUUCAGCGUCCCAGAAUAAGCCCAGAGGAGAUGGGCCUUGGUCGACCAGAUCGCAUGCAUUUACCACCCGAUUGGGUGGAAGUGGUGCCACCUGGCUGGGGCACGCAGGGGAAGAGCUACUACAGAAACAGCUGGACUGGGCAGUGCUGCGAAUUCCAGCCACUUCCACAUCCUGCAUAUCCACUUUAUCCCAAUCAACAGGAUAGGCUCAUCCGCGAUCAGCGUCUCCGUGCCCUACGCACAAUUGCGCGUGCUGCGCUGGCUACGCAAGGCAAGCAAGCUUGCUGCGCUCAUUCCUUCGGGUGUGACAAGCAAGUGCUUUUCAGGCUUUUGAAAGACUUUGUGCAUGAUUUGCACGAGCCACUACGACAACGUGCAAUCGAAUGCCUUGGAGAAUUGUCAGUCACGCAAGGCUUUCUGGACAACCGUGACAUACUAAACAGCCUUCAAAGCAGAGCAAAGGAUGACAGCCCAGUUGUUCUCACUGCGUUGAUUGACGCGCUGGUUCCUUGGAAAGACGAAAACCGCCAUGUUGAGCUGCGGAGGAUUGCUGCUAAGCUCAUCCGGACUCAUUCCAUGGGGGUCGAAGCUUAUCGACUGAAGUUCCCCGAUGGCUUUGGUUUUCGAAUGGACGUCGAUGAUUUCCUGGGGCUCCAAGAGAAUGCGUCCAGCGAUGAAGAAAGCAACAAAUCAAAUUAUUGAAACUGAAACAUGCUGCCAGUGUGGCGCAUGUCUUUGUAGGCUAGUCCAAGAUAGUGACGUUUGUCCAAGUAUGAGUGUCUUUUUGAUGAAGCUCAUUGUAGCUGACGACAAUACGUCGAAAGCAGAAUGUAACAAAACACGCAUUUGCUUGAAAAGCCAAAGGCCAGUAGUCAGCAGUGGAUGAAGACCCGAUGGCGAAAAGAGCAAAAACAGGAGACGUGAUGCGAACAUCUUGGGGAUUGAAACCCUGGGUGUCUCAUUGUGUAGAGGCAUUUGCCUGGUCCCCUGCCAAAACCCUGAACCAUGGAGACAAAAUCAUCUUGGUUGAUGCAAGUCAAAUGACAAUGAGUCAGCAUAUCCCAGGCAACCGACGAGGAACUCACAGUGCUGGAAUGGUCAAUCCAUGUGCUUGUGAAUGUGUUAUGUGCUAUGUUGGCUCGAGGAAGUCGUAGAGACUCAUAAACAUACUUUGUUUGAGAAUUUAUUUGUUCCGUUGCUUCGAUGGCUCAUAACAUGGGCCGCCUAGAAGGCGGCCCAUCAUGGGAAGCUCUUCGACCAGGAAGACACCACAUUGAACUUCCAACAUCUUAUAUCGCCUUGGUCACAGAAAUGAUUUGCAGUCAGCGCCUCAUGCUCAGGCCAUGGAUGCCUACUUCGACGCGAUGUGAAUCAAGGUGAAAGAUCCGGACGAGAAGCUUUGCGAGUCAACGAAUUUGAUGGAGCUCCCCACACUACUCAGGUGUGAGUUUUGAUUUCGGAAACGGCCAGAGUGGCUCUUGAAGGCCCUUUUGUCCGCUCGAAGUGAAAAAAAAGUAACCCAGUUCAAGCCACUAUCUUUCAUUCAAGAUUCAAGCAGAUUCGCAGAAUGACCAGUUUGAGAGCGCAG